Molecule: messenger RNA, 450 nt
Organism: Octopus sinensis (East Asian common octopus)
Lineage: Eukaryota; Metazoa; Mollusca; Cephalopoda; Octopoda; Octopodidae
Exons: 1
Coding region: 1-450 (149 amino acids)
Biological process (GO): DNA integration
Molecular function (GO): nucleic acid binding
Source: RefSeq, a predicted model, not a curated record
AUGGAUAGAGAAAUUGAAAACUUAGUGAAAGAGUGCAGAAGAUGUGCUUUAGCAAUAAACUUACCGACGUUAAAAAGUGAACCCCUUUCAAAAGUAGAUGUUCCGUGGUCGAGACUACACAUUGGUUUCGCUGGUAACUUAAAUGGUUCAUGCUACUUAGUGGUAGCAGAUGGUGUAUCUAGAUGGUCAGAAAUUUGUAAGUGUAAAAAACCAGCCUCCUCAACUGUGAUAAAUUUUCUAAAUGAGCUGUUUGAGAGAUUUGGCAUCCCAGACACGACAGUGUCUGACAAUGGAACGCAAUUUGUGUCUUUUGAGUUUGAAACGUUCUGUAAACCGUUCGCUGUAGAACAUGUAACUACUGCACCAUGCCAUCUGAGAUCUAAUGAACAAGAACACCGUCGAUACGUUCAAGAAAGCCCUAAGAAAGUCGAAUAUCGAAGUCACGGAUGA